This is a messenger RNA of Huiozyma naganishii CBS 8797, 909 nucleotides long. RefSeq names its product cytochrome-b5 reductase (gene MCR1). The record is from RefSeq and is a predicted model, not a curated record. Lineage: Eukaryota; Fungi; Ascomycota; Saccharomycetes; Saccharomycetales; Saccharomycetaceae. The transcript has a single exon. Gene Ontology annotation, biological process: ergosterol biosynthetic process. Gene Ontology annotation, molecular function: cytochrome-b5 reductase activity, acting on NAD(P)H. The coding region runs from base 1 to 909 and encodes 302 amino acids.
AUGCUUGCUAGAUUCUCGAGACUGUCUUUGAGCAACCACAGAAUCUUGCCAUACGCACUCGGUGCAGGCGCCGUUGCUGCCACUGCCUUCCUGUACUCUUACAAGUUUCACACCAUCUCCAAUGAGUCCCAGAAGGUGUUCACGGGUGACGGCUCGUGGAUAGAUUUGCCCAUCUCGAAAAUCCAGCAAGAAUCCCACGACACCAAAAGGUUCUUCUUCAAAUUGCCAUCGGAGGAUGCAGAGACUGGGUUGACUUUGGCCUCCGCUCUUUACACCAAGUUUGUCACUGAAAAGGGAUCCAACGUCGUCAGGCCAUACACGCCAGUGAGCGACCUCGGGGAUAAAGGUGGCUUUGAACUGGUCGUCAAACACUACCCAGACGGAAAGAUGUCAAACCACUUGUUCUCCUUGAAGGAGAAAGAUACUGUGUCGUUCAAGGGCCCAAUUAAGAAGUGGCAGUGGGAACCCAAUUCUUUCGACUCUAUUCUUUUGCUUGGAGCAGGGACCGGUAUCACCCCGCUGUACCAGUUGGCUCACCACAUUGUUCAAAAUCCAAAGGAGAACACUAAAGUGAAGCUGCUGUACGGUAACAAAACUCCAGAGGAUAUCCUUUUGAAGAAAGAACUAGACCAGUUGCAAAAGGAUCAUCCAGAUAAGUUUGAAGUGGUCUAUUUCGUAGACCAAAACAAGAAGUCGACCCCAUUCAAUGGCCAAGUUGGCUUCAUUACAAAAGAGUACAUUGAAAAGAAUACCGUAAAGCCCAGUGAGAAGACCCACGUAUUCUUGUGUGGUCCACCACCAUUCAUGAACGCGUACUCUGGUCAAAAACCUAAACCAGUUGAGCAGGGGGAAUUGACAGGUAUCUUGAAAGAACUAGGUUUCACCGCUGAUCAAGUAUUCAAGUUUUAA